Messenger RNA from Paramecium pentaurelia, 2562 nucleotides. NCBI's taxonomy places the organism in Eukaryota, Ciliophora, Oligohymenophorea, Peniculida, Parameciidae. The record is from the annotation of a GenBank genome assembly.
AUGUUUUUUUGUCAAAAUGUAGAACAUGAAGGAAGUCCAAUUGUAGGUUUUUGUCUUUCUGUUGAUUGCCAGGAACCUAAAUCACAAUUUUGUGUUGAAUGUUUAAUCAAUCCUUAAAAACAUGAAAAAUGUAGAAAUGACUGCAAGCGAUUUGAUAAAAUUGACAUACUCAUAGAUUUUAUUAUAUAUGAACUUAAGAAAAUGUUAGUAUAGAUUGAUUAGAAGUUUCAAUAAGUCAAACAGCAGUAUUAAAACACAGUCAAAUAAAUUUAUAAAGAAUAACAAAAGUUUUCAGAGAUGAUCAAAAAUUUGAAAGAAUAAAAAUUCAAGGAAUUUUGUGAAUAAAUUGGCAGCAUCAAGAAUUGCAAUAGAAUCUUAAAAUAAUCUCAAAUUGAGAAAGAAAUUAUUAACCUCUGUAUUUAUAUUCUUAAUAAUUAGGGUUGAAAGAAGGAAUUGAAUUAAUAAACAACAAAUAAUACCAAUGUGCUUUAGUAAAAUUGGAAAAAGUUUUAAAAGAAGAUAAAUCCAAUUAUUUAGCAUGGUUUUAUUAAUGUAUAAUAAAUUAAAAUAAGGUGUUAUAUUAAUGUAAUUGGAGAAUAAUUGUAAGCCUUUUGAAAUGUUAGAGAAAUUCUAAAUUGAACAUCCUAACUUUUAAGAUUAAACUUUAAAAGAAGUAGAGGAAAAGUUAAGAAUUAAGAAGAGCGAUAUUUCUAGCUUGAUACUAUAAAGUAUCAAUGAAUUAUAAUUAAAGAUUAUUCUUUAAUAAAAUUCAAGAAAAGAAAUGCCAUCAUUAAAAAUCAAAAAAAUAUAGACUUUAUGAUAUCUUGUGAUACUAUUUUAAGUUUAGAUUAAAAUAAUGUUUAUGCUUUAUGGAUGAAAAGUAUAAAUUAAAAUAAUUAAUAGUUAUAUCAUUAAUGGAAAUAAAAUAAUAUGAAUAAGCUAUUUCAAUUGCUGAAUAAUGUAUAAUAAAAUUCCCUAAAAAAGGAUAUUUUUAUUAUAUAAAAGGUAUUUAUAAUAUUAAUCAUUAAAGGGUUUGGGUUAAAAAAUUAAAAAAAAUAUAAUGAGGCAUUAGAUUUUUAUAAUUAAUCAAUUACACUAGAUUCAAAUAAUAUUGAUGCCUUUUUUGAAAAAGGUUUUAUCUGCAUAAUUUUCUUUAGGUAAUACUUUAGACUAUUUGAAAUAACAUGAACAAGCCAUAUCUUGCUAUGAGAAAGUGAUUUCCCUAGAUCCAAAUAAUGUUGAUGCUUAUAAUAACAAAGGUUAUCUCUCAAUAAUCACACUUUAGGGAUCUCUUUAAAGAAUUUAAAAUAAUAUGAGCAAGCAAUUAUAUGUUAUGAUAAAGCGAUUUCACUGUCUCAAAAUAAUUUUAUAUUUUAUAAUAACAAAGGUUUUAUCCUCAUAAUUAAUUUUAGGUAUCUCUUUAGACUAUUUGAAAUAAUAUGAACAAGCCAUAUCUUGCUAUGAGAAAGUGAUUUCCCUAGAUCCAAAUAAUGUUGAUGCUUAUAAUAAAAAAGGUUUCAUAUGCAUCAUUGAAUUUUAGGUAAUUCUUUACACAAGUUGAAAAAAUAUGAAUAGGCAAUUAUAUUCUAUGAUAAAGCGAUUUCACUAGAUCCAAAUAAUGUUUUUUCACAUAAUAACAAAGGUUUAUCUGCAUAAUGGACUUUAGGUAAUACUUUACACGAAUUGAAAUAAUAUGAAGAAGCAAUUGUAUACUAUGAUAAAGCAAUUUCACUAGAUUCAAAUAAUUUCAUUGCAUAUAAUAACAAAGGUUUUAUCUCCAUAUUUGAAUUUUAGGUAUCUCUUUAAAAAUAUUGAAAUAAUAUGAAGAAGCAGUUAACUGCUAUAAUAAGGCGAUUUCUAUAAAUCCUAAUUAUGUUGAUGCAUAUUUUAACAAAGGUUUAUCUCUAUAAUAGCAUUUAAGGUAUCUCUUUAGAUGAUUUAAAAUUCUAUGACCAAUCAAUUAUUUGCUAUGAUUAAAUGAUUUCACUAUCUCUAAAUAAAAUAAUUGCCUAUCUUAACAAAGGUUUAGUCUCCAUAAUUGAGCUUUAGGUAAUUCUUUAAAGAAUUUGAAAUAAUAUAAAUAAGCAAUGAUCUGCUAUGAAAAAGCGAUUUCCCUGGAUCCAAAUAAUGUUGAUGCCUAUAAUAACAAAGGUUUUUAUCUCCAUAAUUGAAUUUUAGGUAAUACUUUACACGAAUUGAAAUAAUAUGAAGAAGCCAUUAUCUACUAUGAUAAAGCCAUUUCACUAGAUCAAAAUAAUUUUAUUGCCUAUAAUAACAAAGGUAUGUCCAUAAAUGAAUUUUAGGUAAUACUUUAUACGAAUUGAAAUAAUUCGAAAAAGCAAAUUUCUGCUAUGAUAAAGCGAUUUAAUUAGAUCCAAAUUAUGCUAAUGCAUAUUUUAACAAAGGUUUUAAAUCAUAUUCUAUUUAGCAAAUUUGUUAUGUUUUUUGGAUUUAAAUGAAUAAGCUAUCAAAAAUUUUGAAAUAGCAUUAUAACUUAACCAUCCUUAUUAAAUUUUUAUUCAAUAAAAAAUUUAAUUAAUAAGAACAAAAUUAUAAUCUUGA